CAACUUUCUUUGGGCAGUAGAACAUUUGAGUGUGGCAGUGCUGCGAUGACAAUUGUUCUUUCUACAAGCUUGGUAAGCAACUGUAUGGAUCAAUAUUAUUUUUCUGUAUCUUGAGAAACAGGACUCUCCUCCUGUGUACACAUCCAUGGCUAGUCAUACAUACUGGCCAGCAGAGCAAGCAGUGGAAGUCCUCUGCUUGUGCCACAGAUUUAAUCAGUUUGGUCUGUAAAUGGAGGAAUGGUAGUCCUGUCAAGUUGGCCUGUGGGAGUUCUGCAUGAUAGUGCUUGCUCCACGUCAGCUAACUCUCAAGGCAUUGCCUUGGAUUCCUACCUCAACAUCAGGGCAGAAGUAGUCUUCUUCACCUAUUUAUCCUUCUUGCCUUUCCAGAUUAUCUCCUUUCACUGUCUUGCAGUGCCAUAUAGACAAGUCACGGGUGAUGGGGAGCUUCAGCUUUUCGGCACUUAUCAAGAUAACCAUGUAAAGUAGCUAUCUUGAUAUGCUGUACGGAGAGCAGAACAUCCCUGGAGGGAUGAUGCACCUUGGCCGGCAGGGAGGCUUUCACAAAAGAAUGCUUUGGGAGCAGUUCAGGGCAGCUAUGUCAGGCUCCUGUUCUGAGCCUUGUUCUGGGGCAACAUCUCCAUGUUCAUGGACUAGAAAGGAGAAACUGGCUGGUGCAGCAGAGAGCCUUAGGCUGCAAAGUGUAACUAUCCCUACCUCCUUCUUUGAAACAGGAGCAAGUGGGAAAAGUACAUUCAAAACAAAACCAGCUGCUGCCUUCAGAUUGCUGAGUUUACCAAGAGGAACCCCAACGGCUUCUGACAGCUGGGGCAGGAGGCACGGAGGAAUUGUGCUAGGAAGUUAGGACACUGACUUCUCCGUAUCAGAUUGCAAGAAAAAAUAAGCUGUGUUUCCACCUGUGGAUGGGGCAGAAGUGAAGCUGUGGCAUCUUGUGGAGGCCAGCUUUAGCAUGGGAUUUAUCCUGAAGAAAAUACUUGCAGAAGAAAAAGAAACGUCGUUUGACUCACUGAAGAUUUAAAACCGACAGCACCACAGAGCCAUGUGGGACAAAAGGGGAUUUUAGUCUCAAGUGGCAGAAUCAAGUCAUAAGAAGUAAAGAGAUUUGGAUGGUUUCUCACUAAAUGGAAGUUAUCUAGAAAGCCUCUGAGACCACUACAUCUCUCCAUCCCACUCCUGCUGCACGGAGAAGGUGCUCUUGGCCUUGGAUGUUAAUAAAAUGCUGGAUUCAGUCAAGUGUGUCCUGGUGGGAGACUCUGCGGUUGGGAAAACAUCUCUCUUGGUACGUUUCACCUCUGAGAUGUUUCCAGAUGACUACAGACCCACCGUAUAUGAAAAUACCGGAGUGGAUGUCUUCAUGGAUGGUGUGCAGAUUAGCUUAGGCCUUUGGGACACAUCUGGCAGUGAUGCCUUCAAAGGCAUUCGCCCCCUUUCAUACCAACAAGCAGAUGUGGUAUUAAUGUGCUACUCGGUGGCAAACCAUAGUUCCUUUCUGAACCUGAGGAAUAAAUGGAUCGGCGAGAUCCGCAGCCAUUUGCCCCGCAUUCCUGUUUUGGUGGUGGCCACUCAGACUGACCAGCGUGACACGGGUCCGUACCGUUCCUCCUGCAUCAGCCCAAUAGAUGGGAAGCGGCUCGCCCAGGAUGUGCGAGCCAAAGGCUAUUUGGAGUGCUCUGCCCUCAGCAACCGAGGGGUGCAGCAGGUGUUUGAGUAUGCCGUGAGGACAGCAGUCAAUCAAGACAAAAGGCGGAACAGGCGGAAGCUCUUCUCCAUUAACGAGUGCAAAAUCUUUUGAAGACUCUCAGCAGUGGUUUUGCUCAUGUUCGUUCUUUCUGUUUUCACACAAAGAUACUGCGGCGGAGAGAAUGGGAGGUGAAUCAAAGGAGAGCUCCUGGCAGGACCACAGCGCAGGUGCCUCAUGAGACAGAUGUGCUCUCUAUCUGAUUCUCUCCCCCCAAACACACAUGGGCACUAUCUUGAAAAACAAAAGGUGCAGGUACCUGCCCUUAUUCACAAGCCUGUGUUUGGACUUUGCUAGCCUGGACUGGAGCAGGCCUAGCCUGGAGAUCUGCAGAUAACAGCUGUGCUGAUUUUGUUGUUGUUUCUGUUGAUGUUCCUCAGUUGAUGGUUUGUCUGCAUCUUCAUUUAUUUAAUGAUGAACUUCUGCCUGGAUCAACCCCUACCUCUGUCCAUGUGGAUUUUUUUCUUUAAGAACUUGGUAUAUAAAAUCUGACCGCUGUGUAUUCUAUUUAAAAGAAUCUUGUAUACAUUGUUGUAAAAUCCUGAAAGUUUGUUUUUGUAUUUUGGAGGUUUUCCCUUUAGCUAACCACAGAAGCAAAUUGUCCUAUCCAUGUCAAAAAUGGCCUGCAGGGAAGCCUAGCACUUCUUAGACAUGCCCGAGUUGUUGCAUGACAGUCAUCAAAUCCAGUACAUCCAGUAUAGGAAUGAUCAAAACUUAGUGGCAUUUGGCAGCUGUCUGGCAGCUCUGUGAGAUUUAUCUUGUUACAUUCAUCUUGUUCCUUAGCAAUGUAGUCAAACAUGGGAAACUAAUCUGAUUCUUCCUAGACUUCACCGGGUUACAACCCCAGAAGUGCUUGCAGUCAGGGCUGGUUUAGACAUAUGGUUGGGGUGGCAGAGAUGAAUCUGUGCUACCUACCAUCACUUCUGUUGUGCCUGCUGUAAUUCUGGACACAAAAGAUUUUAGUCUCCAGGGAUGAAAGCUAUUUUUUCAUGAGCACUAAAAUUUUCACAUAUUUUUAGUACACUUUUUUUUCGAAGCAGUGGGUUUAGUGAAACCAGUCACUUACAUAAGUAAAAAAUUAAGUACAUGGCAAUGUUAAAUUUGUGUAUUUAGAAUGGCUAAACAAUAUAUUUUUUUUGAGUUUGCAUCCUAAGUUUAACUGCUUGGGCUGUAUCAAAGGAAGAUUGAAACAGGCUUUGCAUCCUGGGGAGCUUGUCAAUUCUAAGAGUCAAAUCCUGACGUACCUACUCGGGCCAAGUUACCCUUCUGCACAGAAAGUCAGGCUAAGCAGGUGGAAACUCCAGGUAUGUUAGAGAACUCUGCUAGAAGAUGGAGUGGGCUGCACACACAUUGCUGUACAUUCCUUGUGAGUUGUGGCAGUCCCCUCCCCCUCAGAUUAUCUGUCUCCUCUGCCCUGCACCAUCUCUCGGGUCUUGCAGAUCUGUCUCAUCCUAAGGUUUCUGCUGCCCACAGAGGAAAUCCUCUGCGGGAUUUCUUAGUACAACAAGAUUUUCUUUGUCCCUUUCCCUGUCCUUCAACUAGCUCACUGACCUGUGAGGGGCUUAUAGAACUGACCUUUGAGGAGCUUAUAGCACUGACCUUUGAGGGGCUUAUAGCAUGGCACCAUAAAAGAUGGCACACAGCACAGUAGGAUUGUCUCACGUGUGAUGUAAGUGAGCAAGUAUUUGCAUUGCUGGCACCUCGAAUACCAGUGGUGCACAGGACACAUGAUGUCAUUGUCCCACCAGCUCCUAGACUGGUGAAUAUUUACCCCUCAUCAACCUGAUUAUAAGGGAGGCUUCUGGUCAUAAAAAUAUACUGGUCUCAUGUGAGGAUUUAAUAUCAAUUUUAAAUUUUUUCAAGCUUCUACACCUGUACACACAAGACAAGGAUUCCCACCACCACCCAUCUUUCCUGAACUCUUCUCUUUCCUACUUCUCUUUCUGUUCAGGUGUUGAUUGCAAAUCCUUUGCCCGGGAAACACUAAAACUGACAUAUUUGUAAAAGAAUUUGAAUGCCAUUGAACUUAUGUGGAGUUAUGCAAGUGGCUGAGUAUUUGCGGUCCUUGGUUAAAAACCUGUUGGCUUUUGGGAGAAAUAUGUUUCUAUAUCUCAACUUUUGCAGUGCCUCUUCACUGAAAGUCCUGGGGUUUAUAACCCUAAUUUGAAAGUAUCCAUUGUUACUGUUCGA
Molecule: messenger RNA, 3946 nt
Organism: Neopelma chrysocephalum (saffron-crested tyrant-manakin)
Lineage: Eukaryota; Metazoa; Chordata; Aves; Passeriformes; Pipridae
Gene: RHOH
Product: ras homolog family member H
Exons: 4
Coding region: 1235-1810 (191 amino acids)
Biological process (GO): small GTPase-mediated signal transduction
Molecular function (GO): GTP binding; GTPase activity
Source: RefSeq, a predicted model, not a curated record